Molecule: messenger RNA, 4895 nt
Organism: Polyodon spathula (Mississippi paddlefish)
Lineage: Eukaryota; Metazoa; Chordata; Actinopteri; Acipenseriformes; Polyodontidae
Product: rab11 family-interacting protein 3-like
Exons: 15
Coding region: 415-3342 (975 amino acids)
Biological process (GO): regulation of cytokinesis; endocytic recycling
Cellular component (GO): endocytic vesicle; cleavage furrow; recycling endosome membrane
Molecular function (GO): calcium ion binding
Source: RefSeq, a predicted model, not a curated record
AUGUUUUGUUUACAGUACAUACUGGACAUCAUUUUCAAUUUAUUGAUUAAUUAUCAUCCUUGGAUUUUUUUGCUUACAAAUCAGAAAUUGCUAUAAAUAAAAUUGAGCAUGUCCUAUUAUCAAGCCCAGGUUGGCAUUCAGACUGGGAAUUGGAGCAGAACAUGGGGGACAUUCUCAAGGAGAGCCCAGAGUCUGGGCUGGACUUUAUCCAAGGAGAGAAAGAGCUGGUAUCCCUCAAGUUUGGGGAAAUACUCCAGGACAAUGCCUUGAAUUUAGAAGACUCCAGGUACCCUAGCGUGGACCAGAUCUUUUUCUGGGAUAAAGGGCCAGACUGUCCUGUAUUGCAAUGGGAGAUACAUUCCAAACAGGAUCUGGAUAUUAACCACGCUGGCCAAAUGGGGCUCAUCAGUUUCCAUGACAAUAGCUCUGUGUUCAGUAGUGACACUCCUUCGCUGCAAAGUGAAAUCUCCACCCUGGAUUGUCUUGGACUUGUCCCUGAAUCCAGCCCUGCAAUCCCAAGUAGAUAUCUCCCAGCACAGUGGGAUCAGUCUGCUAGAUAUCAACACAGAGCUGUCGUUUAUAUCACAAGAUGGGGGCUUUACAUUUUCAUCGCACAAGGAAACAUUGUUAUUUGAAACGACAGACAAAUGUUUAUUUCAAGAGCCGGUGAUAGAUCUACUUGGAUUGAGUAACAAAAUCCAGGGCUCAUCCAGCUCUCCGUCACGUCCUUUGACUUCAGUCCUGGAGCCCUUCCAGGAUAGCCCAGUCCACACCUGGGCAAUGGAGCCCACAUCACAUGAGCAAAACCAAACCAGCUCCUAUCAUUACAGCUUCCCCUGUCUGCUAGAUCCUCUGCUACACCACACUGAACAAGUGGAUUCAAGACCUGUUGAACAGGAAGCUCCCAAGCCUGUUGACUUGGGACAGGAUGUCUUCCUGCCACCCCACCAAGAAGACUGGGUGCAGGGGGACUCCAACAGGAAUGCUGGACUCCAGCCCCAGGCUCUAGAAACUGCUUUAUCCUCAGAAAACCAAAGUGCUGAAUUGUCUUCAAGUCAGGAGUUAUCAUAUUGUGAUCAAAUGCAUGACCAACAAGAUUGUGAAGAGAAUGUAUUACAGGGUUUAGCACACUGCGAGCCAGGUUUGGACCAGAAUUGGACCAAAUCCCAAGAAAAAGUGCAGGAAAUUUUCAAUUGGAAUUUAUCUCACGACCAGCUGCAUGAAGAGCAAGGUUUGUGUCUGAAUGCAGUGCGUGGAAAAAUAGUUUUUGACCUGAGGUUAUCCCAGAAUAUAUUGCUUGAAACUACUGUUUUGGACCAAAAUUCUGUCCUGGAUGUAAUGCAUGAAAAGGAUGCUUCGGACCCAGAUAUGUCACAGGAUGUAGUCUGUUGCGACCAACCCAUUUUGUACCAGUACCUUCUAGAUGUUUCAGAACAGGAAUCGUCCCCAAGUUUGUGGCAGACUAAUGCGUGGCCUGUGGAGUGUGUGUCUCCCCUGCCGGGUCAGUUGCUGGCCGAGGGGGCGUUGACUUCAGGGGACAGCCUGGCUCUGGGAGAGGAGGCAGUGGAGCUCUCCCCCCUGAGAGCUGUGUUUGACGCUCUGGACCAGGACCAUGAUGGCUUUGUUCGCAUCGAGGAAUUUGUACAGUUCGCCACUGUCUAUGGGGUAGAACAGGUGAAAGAUUUAACCCGUUUCCUGGACCCUGGCGGCCUGGGAGUGAUCAGCUUUGAAGAUUUCUACCGUGGGAUCACAGCGAUCAGCAAUGGGGACUCGGACAGUCAGCUGUAUGAAAUGGGGUUCAGUCCUAGGGCAGAGGCAAUCGGCUGCCCUAAGGAGUACGAUGAUUAUGCUGCCUAUGAGCAGAAUGAGGUGACGGACAGUGCGUACCUGGGCUCAGAGAGCACCUACAGCGAGUGUGAGACUUUCACGGACGAGGACACCGGCACGCUGGUGCACCAGGAGAUGCACGAGGAGGUGGAGACGGACACCGCUAUCGACGCAGCACUGCACUACACUGAGGAGGGGGCAAACUGUAUUGUCAAAGUCAACAACCAUUCCCUGGUGACGGUGAUCAGUGGGGAAGAGGAGCACUUUGAGGACUUCGGGGAGGGUCAUGAUUCUGAGCUGCUCCCUGACACCUCCAUCAUGGGGCCCGAUGCAGACACCAGCCUGACCAGCCAACUCGAAGGCUCCAUGCUGCUCUCACCCAGCGCCAGUUCUUUCUCUGCAAGCUUGCUUAGGAAGGAGGUGCUGGACUUUUUUUGUAGCCAGUGUCACAAACAAAUUAAUCUCCUUGAGGACCUUGCUGCCCGCCUGAAUGACCUUGAAAUGAAUAGCUCCAGCAGGAGGCUCUCCAGCAGCAAGGUUGCUAGGCAUCUUCACCAGACCAGCACACUAACACUGGACAGCAUCGAGAACCUGUCAAGAGACAUCAUGGAGCUCACAGAGAUUGACAUGACUGACAAGGUCAUGUUCUUGGAGAAGCGUGUUACCGAGUUGGAGAAGGACUCUGCAGCGAAUGGGGAGCAGCACAUCCAUCUGAGACAGGAGAACCUGCAGCUCGUGCACAGAGCAAACGCUCUGGAGGAGCAGCUGAAGGAACAAGAAGCCCGCGCUGAGGAGGCCCUGCUCACUGAGAUCCGCCGGCAGAAGGAGGUCCUGUGGAGGGUGGAGAGAGAGCGCAGCAUUGAGAUUGAGAAUUUGCAAGCCAGGCUGCAGCAGCUGGACGAGGAGAACAGUGAGCUGCGGUCAUGCGUUCCCUGUCUGCGUGCCAACAUUGAGAGGUUGGAGGAGGAGAGACGGAAGCUACAGGACCAGGUGGAGGAUAUGACUCUGCGGCUAAACGAGGCGCUAGAGAGCCAGGGGAAGAUGGCAGAUAGGCUGGCUCAUGAGAGACACAAGAACCAGAAGGAGAAGGAGUCCACGCAGGGGCUGAUAGAGGACCUGAGGAAGCAGCUGGAGCUCCUGCAGUUGUACAAGCUGGAGGCGGAGGCGAGAUGUGGGCGAUCGGCCAGUGCGGGGCUGCAGGAGUACAACAACCGCACUCAAGAGGCAGAGCUGGAGCAGGAGGUGCGGAGACUCAAACAGGAUAACUGCAUGCUGAAGGAGCAGAAUGAUGAGCUCAAUGGGCAGAUUAUCAACCUGAGCAUCCAGGGAGCCAAAAACCUCUUCUCAGCCUCCUUUUCGGAGUCACUAGCAGCAGAGAUCAACUCUGUGUCCCGGGAUGAGCUGAUGGAAGCGAUCCACAAGCAAGAGGAUAUCAACCUCCGACUGCAGGAAUACAUCGACCGGAUCAUCGUAGCCAUCAUGGAGUCCAACCCCUCUAUCCUGGAGGUGAAGUAGCACUGCCUCCCGGAGACGGACCUUGAGCCCCAACUCCCUUGCAUCACCGCUGAGCCAUCACUGUGAGGGAGUAGAAGGGGCUUAGACGUGUUGCUAUAAAAACUAAAAGAUGAGUUUGGCUCCCUGGUCCCGGGCCGGUCUUGUCUGUAAAUAGUUUGUUUGUAACCCGGAGCCGGCACACUCCAGUGGGGAGUGAAAGGGACUGUUGUCUUUCUGUACUGAGUGGCUCCUGUGAAUUCCUGUAGUUGGAGUCCUUACAUCAGGGAAGGAGGGGCCUGACGUGUUUGUUUGUGUGUGUGUGUGUGUGUGUGUGUGUGUGUGUGUGUGUGUGUGAGAGAAAGAGAGAGCUUCUCGUAUUAGGGGUUCACAUGUUCACACGUUGCCUUCCCCUUUUAAAAGUGAAAUAAGCUUUGAAACACUUUUUUCACUCACAUUAGGAUAAUAUUCAUAUAGUUUUGCACUUUGAUUCCAGGUGAAGCCCAUUUAUCCUGCCAUAAGUGGAAGACCAGUACUAACUGUGCAAGGGGUAUUUUUGGACACCGUGGGGCUAAUGGGGAACACAAAUAUUACUUCCUUGAUGCUUCUGUGUGCUGCAACAGGCUAAAUGGGGCUUCACUGGAGUCCAAAUGAAAACUUAAACUAAAAUCAGCAAAAUACUGAUAGGGACUUGUAAGUCUUUUCUCCUAAUUGGAGGUAAGAGUAGUUGGGUGUUUUUUUUUUUUUUAAGCCAAGCUAAUUGUAAGACUGUCCUUGGUUCAUUUGUGUCCACUAGAUGGUUCAGGGUUUUCAUUGAUUCACUUCUUUUGGCAGGUAUCCAGUGGUCUUUCAUUGUCUUCCUGUCUUAUGAAAUGCACCAUGCCUCAAUUCUACUCCUCUGCAACUACAGAUACCUUUUUUUUUUUUUUCUUGGAUCCUUAUAAAUUUGUAAGAGAGAUUAACCAAUCAGAAAAUGGCUUGAAUAAACUGUUUCAGUGCUGAGAGCUAGAAUAUAGUGCAACUCUACUAAACAUGAAUACAAACUGCAGGGGGUGGGCUUUCCUGCAGAUUGAUUAAACCUGAUCGGUACCAUACAAUCUGGUCAACUUGAUUCUAGGUCUGCCAUUAACUGCCUACCAUUACAGUUUCAUUUGUUCCUUCAUGUAGAUAUAAUUUGCUGUUCCAUUACCAGAUUACAAUUCAUUUGUACAAAUUUUAUUCAAAACACUACUAAAAUAAACACAAUUUAAAAAGGUCAGAUAACAAGUUUUAGUUGGAGAUUGUUGUUUGGCCCAUGUCUAGUUCUUGUGGUGGUCUAGUCUUCAGUAGUAGAGGAAAAUAACUUUCUGAAAAUCUGAUUUAAACAUUACAUGUAUUUAUUCAGUCUAUCCCAGACUAGGUAGCAAUGCACAUGUUAACCCCAGUGUGUCUGUUUCAGUGUGUGUGAUAACUAGUGAUUUCUUCUCUCUGCUUUAUCUCUGUAGAUAAGAGCGCACACUAGGGCCUGGAGGGCCAAUCCCCCUCGGUGUGCCGCAGAGCGAGGGCCAAUAGACUGGUCUUCAGCUGCAGUGUGCCUG